Messenger RNA from Amyelois transitella, 1357 nucleotides. RefSeq lists its product as uncharacterized. The coding region runs from base 134 to 1336 and encodes 400 amino acids. Gene Ontology annotation, biological process: regulation of transcription by glucose; cellular response to glucose starvation; rDNA heterochromatin formation. The transcript has 5 exons. Lineage: Eukaryota; Metazoa; Arthropoda; Insecta; Lepidoptera; Pyralidae. The record is from RefSeq and is a predicted model, not a curated record. Gene Ontology annotation, molecular function: methyltransferase activity. Gene Ontology annotation, cellular component: rDNA heterochromatin; nucleolus; chromatin silencing complex.
CGUCAGCCAACGGCGGACAAAAACAAAUACACGUGAAUUUGCUUCAAACGUAGCUUGAAAUUAUGAAUAUCAAUCAUUAAUCUAUUGAAGUUUUAGUUUAUUUGACGCUACCGUUAUCAAAAGUAAAGAUACAAUGUUCAAGAUACCUGGUUGGGGCGAUGAUGUUCCUAAUACUAAUAUUCAAUUCGGCAAAACUACUAAAAAAAAGAAGAAAAAUGGAGGUGUUUCGGAGACAGGUGCCAAGCACGUGAGUCCUCAAAAGACUAAACGACAAAUGAAUGACCAAACCAAGCCUUUAAUUUCUAAUGGAAACAGUAUAAGACCGAAUAACAAAAAGAAGAAACGAAAAGCAAAACCCGUUGUGUCCACUAUUAAUUCAGAUAUCCCAACAUUUAAACCCGGGCAAUUUGUACUGAACCCAAAUAAAAGAAAACUUGAGAAUGAUUUCGUAAGUAAUGUUGAUGAUUCUUUACCUAAAAGCAGUAAGAAGAAAAAACGAAAGAAAUCCAGUAAUAGCACAGUCAAUACAAAUGACACCAAAGUAGUUGAGAGUAAUAAAAAUGUAAAAACAGAAGGUAAUAAAGAAAUAGGAAUUAUACUUAAUUCUAAAAAGGAAAAGAUAAAGAAGAUGUUAGCUCUAAGCAAUAGAAAUCCAAUUGACGGCAGCAGUAACAGUAACAAUUUGAGACAAAGGAUGCUUGAAAAGUUAAAAGCGGCCCAAUUUAGAUAUUUAAAUGAGAAGUUGUACACUUCAUCUGGAGCAGAAGCCAAGCAGCUGUUCCAGAACGACCCGGAAGCCUUCCAGACUUACCACCAAGGGUACCAACAACAGCUCAAGAAGUGGCCUGUCAAUCCGUUGGACUUGAUCGUAAAGAGGAUUAUGAAGAUGCCCAAGACCCACACAAUCGCGGACUUGGGCUGCGGUGAAGCGGCACUCUCAAAGCGAGUGCCUCACACCGUCCGUUCAUUUGACCUGGUGGCCGCUGCCCCCGGAGUGGAAGUGUGCGACAUGGCCCACACACCGUUGUUGAGUGAAUCCAUGGAUGUUGCGGUGUAUUGCUUGGCUUUGAUGGGCACAGACCUUGCGCAGUACUUGGUGGAAGCUAAUAGGAUUUUGAAGGCUGGCGGCAUUCUUUUAAUUGCGGAAGUCGAGAGUCGUUUCGAUAAAGUGGAGUCGUUCACUGACGCCGUCCAACGCCUGGGCUUCAAGCUGAAGACCCUGGACAAUCACCAGGUUUUCGUGUUCAUGGAGUUUGCAAAGGUCACUCACGCGCCGGCCAAGAAGUCCAAACUGCCGGACGUGACGCUCAAACCUUGUUUGUAUAAGAGGCGGUGAAUUAAAGUGAUAUUUUGUUUA